Acaulospora morrowiae is the source of this 486-nucleotide messenger RNA. The record is from the annotation of a GenBank genome assembly. Lineage: Eukaryota; Fungi; Glomeromycota; Glomeromycetes; Diversisporales; Acaulosporaceae.
AUGGCAUGUAUUGGCGAUCUAUUACCAAGAAAGGAGAGCGAAGUCGGAUUUGCACCAGCAGAACGACCUAAACUGGCAGACGCAGAUAUAAUAAGCGUGAGCAAUAAGAACAGGAAACGCAUGAAAAUCGAGCGUAAUCUUAGUCAUAAAGUAAGCGUAAAACUUUUCGUAGUUCAUCAGAAGGAUGCUAGAACUUUUAACGGAAGUAUUGAAAUAAUUACCCCAAUACCGGAAAAGAUGUAUAAACGUAUGCAAUUACUACACGCUCAAAUGAUGAAUGGACUUCAACACCCAGCAGGCCUUAAUCCAAAAUCUUUCAGGCUUUUACAAUUGAAGCAACGAUUAGCCACUAACUCAGCCAAAGGAAUAUUGGAUGAAGAUUUACUGAUCCAAUUCCCGAACCUGGCUUUGAAUCGCCAGCGAGAAAUGACCAAACAAAUUGGAACAACUAUAGACAGAAUCAUUGAUAAUUCAAGAAUCUUAUAA